Molecule: messenger RNA, 1098 nt
Organism: Durusdinium trenchii
Lineage: Eukaryota; Dinophyceae; Suessiales; Symbiodiniaceae
Source: the annotation of a GenBank genome assembly
AUGGAGAAGGAGAAGUCGCCUCUAGCUCCCACCCAGGAGGUGGAUUCCAGCGACAGCUCCCUGGACGACUCCUCCGAGCUGGUUCCCGUGCUCAAUCUCGCGGAGGAAAAGGCCACACAAGAGCUGCCUUUGCCUGCGUUGGAAGAGCUCUCAGGGCAGGUGCAUGUGAUCUUAGACACUCUGCAGAAGGCACUUCAAAAAAAUCCUCAGCUCAGAAAAAGAGAAGUGGAGGAGCUUCUGCGGACUUAUGGAGAUGUGGUGCUGGAAGGACGGUGGAAGCUCAAAAGCAUCUUGGCCGCCUCGACGAGGACCGUGGUGGCCGUGUGCAGCGACAUCUUCCUUUGCCAUGAUGUGGUGCUGAAGGUGAGCCAAUGCUUUGAAGCGGCUCAGCAGCUGGCACGGAAUAUCUACAUCCUCAAGCGCCUCCACGCGGUGUCCAUCGUCCCGGAGGUCCACUACUUUUCGAGCCCCACUUCAUCAUUGCCCUUCAUGGUGAUGGACUUGCUUCAGGGCAGCACCCUUCAGACUCGCUUCCAAGACAUUGCAGAGGGACAGGCAGAACCCAUGUUCGAGCUUGAGGCCGCGGAACUGGGCUAUUCUUUGCUGACGGGUAUGGAUGCUUGCCACCAGCAGCAGGUCUUCAACUUGGGCUUGUGUCCCGAACAUGUCUGGGUCGGCCCGGACCUCGACGGCUCGCGGAUCCGGAUCCUGGAUUGGAGUCAUGCUGAAGUGGGUGCUGCCAGCGUGGACAACUCUCAGGUCCAAGCCAUUGGAGACAUGAGGCGGAAAGGCCAGCUUCGAGGCAAUGGCCGGCCAUUGUUUUAUACGACCUCUGGCAACGUGGAGGUGCAGCCGAGUGAGAUCUGGGCCUGUGCUCGCAAACGUAUAGGCAAGCAGUUGCAGUCCUUGACGGCGAUGUCCAACUUGUCGAUCUUUGGCCAUGGAAGUUUGUACUACAUGUCCAUGGAGCAGCUCUACUGCGCCAUUAGGUCCUUUCAGAAAGAGACCAGCACGUUGCGGCCCGAACAGACCUGGCAUCAGGACUGGCCGGAGAUGGGUGAGAAUGCAGUCCAUUUAGUUGAUGGCCAUGGGCCAUGA